AUGACUUCAAAUGCUGGCUCUUUGCAAAUCUCCAUUGAUUCGACUGCUGAUUCCAACACGCCUGUACCAUCACCUCUUUCCUCCUAUGUGACCCAUAGUCCCGAGUCUCGCAAACACGCCCGAUCCCACCGAUCCCACGAGAUGACUGAGCGAGACGAAGAUCUAGGCCAAGGGCCUCCGGACACUGCUAUCGGACAGUUCUCUUUUGCUCCCACUACUCGGACUACGGUCGUCACAACUACUACAACUACAACCACAUCAUUCCCACCCCUGACCAUCAAACCACCCCGUGCGGUGAAGGAUUUGGACACUCGACAAUACCCCCUCGCCUCGUCACCUACUCCGGCUGCACUGAGGAAUCUCAAAUUCAAAAUAGGCGACAAGUCUAUCGUUUUUCACGAGCCCGAGGACACACCAACUGCUACCGCCGAGGUAAGAUAUCCGCCACCCCCACAUUUUAAUCGCCCUAGAAGGCUCACACAACAACAGCAAAAGGAGAGAAAUGAGGCGUUGCGGACCUCAAAUGGCCAGAUUCGCUCGGUGAAUUCGUUUGUCUCCGAGGGCGAGAACCCCACUCAGCGACUCGCACCUUCGAAUCUCACGAGUCAAUCUUCCGGCAACUCCUCCGACUCUCGGCGCCGUGCGGUCUCGCCCGUAUCCAUCCCAGAUUCGCGACCAUUUAUUCUGCCUCGGACUCGCUCGAAUCGGGUUCCAUCUGAACCCAUCACACGCCGCACUCGCCAGAGUGGCGUUCCACCAACUCAUCUCGCCGCUGGAUUGGCCACCCCCGACACUGAGGUCAACACUGGGGGACUCGGCGAGCAUGUGGCACCGAAACCGAGGGUCCACAGCGCGGUAUUUCCUCGAAGAGAGCCUCCUUUGCCGUCGCCUCUUUCCUCUGAGAUUGGGGCCAAGGGGUCACAUACGUCCCACCCAAGUCUCAAUCUGCAGAGCGGCUUGUCUGGCAAUCGGUCCAGCUCCAUGCCCGGAGAGUCAAUUGCGCAGGAAGUGGACAAAAACUGUCCAUCUACGCAAGAAGUGGCUUCAUUUGACCAUGACUCGACAUAUGAUACGCAGGAAUCCGCACAGGAGCGACCAGAGCUGACUUCUCAGCUUUCGGCGAUCGACAAUGCCAUGGCGCAAGACAUGUGUCUCCCCAGUCCUAGUCUCUCGCCGGUCGCCGCUAUGAACGCUCUGCAUGGUGAAUCCUCAUUUGACUCAGAAGGCUUCGAUAACGAUACAGAUUCAAGUCUAGAUCACAAUGUUUCGCGUCUCUCUAGGGCUCUGCGACUCCACGAUGGAGAUGGUGGUCGGUCAGUCGGCCAUCUUGCUGCCAGCUUGCGAUCUCCGUCUUCACUCAUGGAUAUGCCAAAAGUUUUCGACUUCUUUGACUCCGUACCAGAUGAAGUCAAAACUUACAUGAUGUACCAGUUCCUCAGGAGAUGCCCCAAACCAACUCUGCAUUUUGUGGCCGAUGUGGUCAAUCCAACUCUGAAGUGUGACUUCCUCACCCUUCUCCCUCUAGAGCUCAGCCUCAACAUCGUCAAAUACCUUGAUGUGCAGACUAUGUGCCGUGCUGCGCAAGUGUCCAAGCGUUGGAGACAUAUUACCAACUCCGACGAAAAGAGCUGGAAGAACCUACUCGUCAGUAACGGUUAUUCACUCUCAGAGGGAGAACUGGAGCGAGCAAUCAGGCAAGGAUGGGGGUGGCAGUUGUGCAGCGGUCCUGAGAAUCACGAGGAAGAUCUCAGCAUUGCUGAACUACCUGUCGUGGAUAGAGAAGCUUCUCCUGUUCCUUCAACCGCUGGUUCCAGCUGUAGAAGCCCUCUGGGAGUUUUGCCCGUCAACAGACGACCUAAAAGAAAAGCAAACACGCGUAUCUCGAGUCGCAAGCUUGCCAAGCGAAAGGUCUCUGCAAUUGGUGGGGAGUUUGCAGACCCAGAUUGGAGGAAAGACAUCGCUGCAUCGGAGACCCCUUAUGCCGCUGCCAAUGCUGCAGCCUCUGCAGUGCCCUAUGCUGAGGUUGGAUUGCCGUCCCUCCGUGGCAUUUCUCUUUUCAAGGUUCUCUACCGCCGUCAUGUCUCCAUUCACAAAGGAUGGAUGCAGCCAGAUGUUAAACCUCAGCACAUUGCCUUCCGUGCUCAUGAUCGUCAUGUGGUCACUUGCUUGCAAUUCGAUGCUGACAAGGUUCUCACAGGAAGUGAUGAUACCAAUAUCAAUGUCUACGACACCAAGACAGGUGCUCUCAAGGCAACACUACAGGGUCACGAGGGCGGUGUCUGGGCUCUUGAAUAUCAUGGCAACACACUGGUCUCCGGCUCAACUGAUCGCACGGUGCGAGUCUGGGACAUUGAGCGGGCCAGGUGUACUCAGAUAUUCCACGGCCACACUUCUACAGUGCGUUGUCUGCAAAUCGUCAUGCCAACUGAAAUCGGUAGGGAUGCAAAUGGCCAGCCAGAGAUCAUGCCAAAGGAACCCUUGAUCAUCACUGGAUCUCGGGAUUCAAGCCUGCGAGUUUGGAAGCUUCCUAAGUCUGGUGACCCAUCCUACUACCAGAGUGGCUCUGUAGUGGAAGACAGUGCUUGCCCAUACUUCCUCCGUGUCCUUUCAGGCCACCAACAUUCAGUUCGUGCAAUUGCAGCCCACGGAGAUACUCUCGUCAGUGGUAGCUAUGACUGUACCGUGAAGGUGUGGAAGAUUUCUACCGGACAAACCUUGCAUACCCUUCAAGGCCAUUCGAUGAAGGUUUAUAGUGUUGUUCUUGACCACAAGCGCAACCGCUGCAUCAGUGGAGCCAUGGACCAUAUGGUCAAAGUGUGGUCACUGGACGAUGGGUCUGUCCUCUAUAACCUCGAAGGCCAUACAUCUCUUGUCGGACUGCUGGCCUUGGAGCAUGAAUUCCUUGUUUCAGCCGCGGCCGACUCCACCCUCCGUAUAUGGGACUCCGUGCACGGCCACUGCAAGAACACAUUGAGCGCACACACUGGCGCCAUAACCUGCUUCCAGCACGACGAUCAAAAAGUGAUCUCCGGAUCCGAUCGUACGUUGAAAAUGUGGGACGUGCGCACCGGUGAAUGUGUUCGCGACCUCCUCACGGAUCUCAGUGGUGUGUGGCAGGUGAAAUUCAAUGACCGCAGAUGUGUCGCUGCAGUCCAGCGCGACAAUCUGACCUAUAUCGAAGUUCUUGACUUCGGAGCUGCCCGAGACGGUGUCCCAGAUACCAAACUCGCAAAGCGAAUCGUCGUCAACAGACGGGGGCAAGAAGUCGUCAACGGCGCUGAAGAAGAUGAUGAUUCUGACUGA
Molecule: messenger RNA, 3303 nt
Organism: Penicillium brevicompactum
Lineage: Eukaryota; Fungi; Ascomycota; Eurotiomycetes; Eurotiales; Aspergillaceae
Product: F-box/WD repeat-containing protein
Exons: 1
Coding region: 1-3303 (1100 amino acids)
Molecular function (GO): protein binding
Source: RefSeq, a predicted model, not a curated record